AUGGUUGAUGCCGCGAAACCUCGAGCAGUGGGUCCACCCACGGCCAUUCCCAUAGACCUCGAACUCCAGAAGGCGCUCUACCGACCUAUCAUCCUUGAUUGUGCCCUUUUCAAGGCUUGCAAGGAGCGCCGAAGCGGCUCUGACGGCACCUCUUCGGCAGAAAACGACUCGCUGUUGACAGAAGCACAAUUGUUCAAGUGCUUUGUCAACAAGCUUGCUCAGUGCUGUGAUAGCAACCGCGGAGGCGACACCGUCACCUCCAUCUGCGUUCUCCAAGGUGACGAGGGUCCAGAGUAUGUGCUCGCGUCUAAUCAGAGGGAUGACUUUGACCUGGAAGAUGUCAAAAAUUCUCUGCAAAAGCUACUGGAAUCGGUUGCUCAUAAUGCGGCCGAAAUGAAGCCAAAAACAAUGGUGGCAAUGGUGCUGAGGGACGUGGUUCUUAUGACGCAGCCCAGAAUCAAGAUUUACCUUGAUGAACUCUCCAAAUGGCUCAAGCUUUGUCUCGCACACUGUCAAAGGCAGGCAGUUGUCGACUUGACACUCCAGAACGAGUUAAACAAUCUUUUGUCGAAGGCUUCCUUCCCCACAGAUAACGUGACGUACCCUCAGACGCAAGCUGCAUUCUCGUCCCGCUGCGUGACACUUAUUCGGGCAAUCGUGGCGAUCUAUAACAGCAAGAUUGAGGAAGCCAUCAUCAACAAGGCAAAGGAUGGGGAAAUGUCGGGCUCAGAGGCCUGGUGCGAACUACGGCACUACCUCGGCCGACUUUCCUCGUGUCGCCAGGCGGCUGAAAUGAUUGUCUCGUCAGAGAAGCGGUGGCCUCAAUUCUUCAGGAACUUCACCAUCACGGUCGUGCCGUCAAGCAGCCUCCAUGGUAGACCCCUGCCAUCCCACGAAAGUCACAAAGCUGCCGAGAUAAUCCGAGCCAUGUGCCACGGCCAUGAGGAGGAUGCGGCGCCAUAUCUCUCGAAAGCCGCGGACCUGCAGAAGUUCGGUCUGGACAGCCUGAUCCGUAAGGAGAUCAACAGGCGUUGGUAUCGUGGUGUUCAUGCCGAGGUCCUUGUCCACGAUUACCUCCUCAAGCGGGGAGUUUACCACAAGAGCCAGUACUGGAACGGCUGGAAGUACAUUGGGAGUAGCAAGCCGACCUGUCGCCUCUGCUCCUACUAUUUUCACCACCACCUAGACCGUGUUAGCGUACGGGCCUCGCAUCUGAAUCUGUAUCGCAACUGGCGCCUGCCGGACAUCUACGACGACGACCCGGAUGCCCACGCGGAGCAGCGGAGGCUGGAACUGCUGGCGCAUAUCACCGAACGUGUGCAAGAGGACGCAAAGAGGACGCUCGAGGAGAGGGUUGCGCGAGGCAAGAGAUACGACUCGAACACAUGCUCGGCAUGGCCGGGGGAGUGCAGAGACGUGUCCGAAGACUCGGAGUACAUGAGCGACGUCAUGUCGCAGUCAGAUCAGGGAGAUACUAGUCCGGAUACGAGCGAAACCCCGUCAACAGCGAGCGACGAUGAAGAGCCAUUUGUGUCGGCAGGGGAGGAGAGCGACUGUGAUGACGGCGGGGGCUCGCUGUGA
Messenger RNA from Thyridium curvatum, 1581 nucleotides. RefSeq lists its product as uncharacterized. NCBI's taxonomy places the organism in Eukaryota, Fungi, Ascomycota, Sordariomycetes, Thyridiales, Thyridiaceae. The transcript has 4 exons. Bases 1 to 1581 code for a protein of 526 amino acids. The record is from RefSeq and is a predicted model, not a curated record.